CCAAAAACUGGCAACAGUGAGCAAAGCAGCUGCGGCGCAUUCCAAAUAUUGCUCUAUUUAAAGCAUCCCGGCGCUCACGGGAAUAACUUCAGAAGCAAACCUUAAACCUUGUCAACAAAGCCAGCAGAGGGAGGAAUGGCAGAGCCAGCCCAGCUCCCCCUUUCACGCCUUGUGGUACCCAUCCUGCUCGCAGUUGGCUGGAUAGUGGGCUGUGCACUGAUGGUUUAUAUCGUCUUCUCCUGACAGAAGACAGAAGAAUUUACAGUGAUGCUGAUCGG
Centrocercus urophasianus (Greater sage-grouse) is the source of this 278-nucleotide messenger RNA. It is a transcript of the gene STRIT1, whose product is annotated as small transmembrane regulator of ion transport 1. The coding region runs from base 136 to 243 and encodes 35 amino acids. Lineage: Eukaryota; Metazoa; Chordata; Aves; Galliformes; Phasianidae. The record is from RefSeq and is a predicted model, not a curated record. Gene Ontology annotation, biological process: regulation of ATPase-coupled calcium transmembrane transporter activity; regulation of slow-twitch skeletal muscle fiber contraction. The transcript is spliced from 3 exons.